Messenger RNA from Capsicum annuum, 1853 nucleotides. Its product is annotated as seed biotin-containing protein SBP65. The transcript has 2 exons. Bases 100 to 1695 code for a protein of 531 amino acids. NCBI's taxonomy places the organism in Eukaryota, Viridiplantae, Streptophyta, Magnoliopsida, Solanales, Solanaceae. The record is from RefSeq and is a predicted model, not a curated record.
AUUUCGUUUUAGUAAUAAUAACUCUUAUCAUCAAACUCUCAUUCACAUAUAUACUUCAAAAAACAAACAUCUUGUGUUAUUAGUGUUGUUUUAUUAAUAAUGGCAUCACAACAAGCUAGAAGAGAGAAUGUAACGACUGAUGAAAGAGAAAUUGAAGUUGAGAAAGAUAGAGUACCCAAAAUGGCUAGUCAUUUUGAGUCUCUAGCUGACAAAGUUCAAGAAGCAACUUCUGAUGUUCAUCCUGGUGGUGCUGUUCAUGUCAAGAGUACGGUUAGUACUACUGUUACUGGUGAUGAUCAACGGGACCAGGGUGAACACGAAAAGAAAUCGACUCAAUCAAUGAUGCAACAAUCUCAAAGGCAGAAAGAACAAUCAUCUGAUAUUGCUGCACAAGGGGGUAAGCAACAAGUGUUUCAAGAGACACCAGGUGGUGUUAAAUUUGAAGUUCAUGAUCAAGAACAAAAAGAUUCCGAAGCUGGCGGUGUAGCUGGUGGUACUGAAGAGACAAGAGGUCCGUCAUUGGAAGAAGUUUCUCAGUACAGGCAAACAGCACAGCAGAAUUCAAUAGAUGCGAUAAGGGCUGCCGAAGAGCGCUAUGAAAAAGUCAAGAAUUCUGGUGCUUCCACAUUGCAUAAUGUUAAAGAAUCAGCAACACAAGGACUUGGUGCUACAGGUAGUUAUGCAGCAGAAAAAGGUGCACAAGCUAAAGACACUAUUACUCAAGGCCUUCAAAAGGGAACUCAAUAUUUUGCUAAAAAAGCAGGAGCUGCUAAAGACACAGCACUCGAAAAAGGCCAGGAAGUUUGUAACGUGACUAAGGAUACCCUUGCUAGUGCUGGACAAGCCACGGCACGAUCAGCACAACAAGCUAAGGAUUACGCAGCGCAAAAAGCAGGGGAGACAAAGGAAUAUGUUGCCCCAAAGACGGGGGAGGCUAAAGAAUAUGUCGUCUCAAAAACUGGGGAAGUUCAAGAACAAAGCAAGGGGGCAGCAAGUUAUGUAGGAGAAAAGGCUGCACAAGUUAAAGAUGCUACAUUAGAAACCGGUAAAGGCGCGGUAGGAUAUGCAGGGAAAGUAGCUGAAACAGUGAAGGACAAGGCAGUAGUAGCUGGAUGGGGAGCAGCACAGUUUACAGCUGAAAAGGCUGCUGAUGCUACUAAAGCUGUUGCUGGUGUUGCUUCUACUGUUGCAGGGUACGCAGGAGGAACGACAGUGGCCGCGAAGGAUUAUGUUGCUGAUGCUGGGAAGAAAACAGUGGGGUAUGCUGAGGACAAAUUGGCUGCUGCUAAGGAUUAUGUAGUUUCAGCUGAGGAAAGUGCAGCGGAGUAUGCAGCUAGGAAAAAAGCAGAAGCAGAGAGGGAUUUGGAAGCUAAAAAUUUACAAGAUGAGACCAAGGGAGAAAGCGGAGGAGGGUUCAUUGGAGGAGAAAAGCAAGAAUCAAAGGUCGAGCAGAAAGAGAGUGGAUUCAAACCAAAGGAGAAAAUUGAAGAAUCCUACGAGGAAGAUAAAUCAGGAGGAAAAGAAAGCGGGAAGCCGGCGGAAGGGGCAGCGGUGGUGCUGCAAGCCAUCGGCGAAACUAUAGUCGAGAUUGGGCAAACAACUACUGAACUUGUUGCUGGUCGUGACCCAUCUCAAACUGGAGAUGAACCAACAGUGGGAGCUGAGAAAGAGUCUACUACAAUAAAGAAAACUUAGGUGGACUCAUAUUCCGAGCCAUUUUAUUGUGUUUUGAUUUUCAUUUAGCAAUGUUGGUUUUUUGUAGGAUCUGGGAUGUGUGUAAUAACUAGCGUAAAUCGCAACAUGUGUUCUAUGUAUGUUCAACAUGUUUUCUAUGUAUGUUCAUGUUGAUAUUA